GUAUGAUUUAUACUCGUAGACAAGUGCAAAUGUGCUUUGUAACCACACAUUUUGGCGACCUGCAACAAAACCUCAAUUAUGACGCUAAUAGAUGCCUUGUACGUUUGUCUAUGAACAACGUCUUCGUGGCAAUCGUGGUCGAUGGCUCGUAGGACGAUCGUUUUUCGUUGUCUCCUCGUCGCUUGUGCUACGCUCUUCUGCGUCCAUUUCUUCUCGCGUCGACGCGCCCGUGUGUUGGCUGACUUAGGUCAAACUCCUUGGGAGGGCCUCGCUAUCCCUAAUCGUCCCCUUGCCGCGAGCUUCUUGGUUGGAGAAAGUAACUCAUCGAAUGUUCAAAGAGCUAGCUUGGUUUCAGCGUCUCAAUCCUAUCCUGACGUGACAGCAGUCAUCUUGAACUGGUCUCGGCUCCCCAAUGUUGUUCAGAUUGCCAGUCUUCUUUGUAGUCCAUGGUUAGAGGAUGUCAUAGCGGAGGUUGUAGUGUGGAACAACAAUCCGAGGGAGAUCUCCUACAGGACUUUCGUGAAGACAGGUUGCCCUUCCGAAAAGUUGAAGAUAUACAAUUCGCCUCAUAAUGCCUACUUUCAAGCUCGAUACGUUGCGUGCGAACAGGCUACCACUCGUUUCUGCUUCCUGCAGGAUGACGACUACCUUAUUAUGCCUGAGAUUAUUCGCACUCUGCAUGCUCGGGCUCUCGGAACCCCUGACCACUCAAUACACCUUCUGCCUCCACAUGAGGUUCUAUCUACUCAACUACGUACAGCGGUUACGUCCAACGGUGUGCAUACUUCGUCCGCGUGGCUAGGACAUGGCACAAUUCUGCCUCGGACUGGAGCUUCGGACUUCUUAGCGCUCUUACAUCAUCUGAACGCAUCCGAGGAUGAGAUGAAGAUGGCAGACAACUACUUUACGAUCCUGAAUAAUCGGAUUCCUGAAGUUUGGUUCGAUCAAGGUAUUGAGCUAGGAGGUGGUCAACCAUUCACAGUCGGAAUGGAAGGUGAUGAACGUAAUAAAAUACAUAUGGUCAAAGCUUCUCGAUACCUGGACACUCUUUUGAGCAGAGCGCCACAUUUAUCUCAAGAAGAAUCGAGAUUACCUUUCGUCGAAAUUGAUGCGGUGACCCCUGUUGGCCAUCAUAUAUCUCAAGCGCCGUGCCUCGGCGCUUCUUGUUUACUGCAGACGAACAUCCAUUUACUACCAUCAAACAUGAAGGCUGAAAGUGACUCAGCCGAGGACAUGGUAAUGCAGGAAUCACGAACUAUACAGUCUUUGGGCCAGGAUGCUGUGGAUCAUUACUUGCGGUUCCCUCCUUCCCAAGCUGUCGACGGCCACCUGGACACUGCAUUCCGCAGUCCAUUUCCGGCGCGACGUGGUGACUUCGUAAGCCUGGACAUGCUGUCACGCGUGGGCUCAGCAAGUUCCACACUUGAAAUUGCCUUUCUUGUUACGAGGGAAACAGUGGUCAUUUUGCGCCAAGCCGUGUUCGAAUCUUCUACGGACGCUGUCAACUGGGUUGUCUCCACGCAUCCGUUGAUAUGCGAAGAAACCCAAUUGACCGAGCGUCGUGGCGUUAGGUCCGCACCUCGCAAAUUGCAAGAAUGUAAAGUGCAGUCACAGGAGACAAACCAUCGGUUCUUUCGAGCGAGUCUACAGGUUGAUAUACCGUCUUCGCCUCACUGGAUGAUCUAUGAGUUUUGGAUACGGUGGUUAACAUAAUAGACCAGUACUGUCUCUGACAUCGCACUCAGUGGGUACAUCCAUGUUGCAAAAUCAAUUUGCAUUGGAGCUUGAGGCUGUUUCAGCGGAAUUAAGAACGAAUAUUUACUAAUCGUAGUUGAAAGUCAGGGGU
Messenger RNA from Suillus clintonianus, 1846 nucleotides. RefSeq lists its product as uncharacterized. The transcript has 6 exons. The coding region runs from base 142 to 1713 and encodes 523 amino acids. The record is from RefSeq and is a predicted model, not a curated record. NCBI's taxonomy places the organism in Eukaryota, Fungi, Basidiomycota, Agaricomycetes, Boletales, Suillaceae.